UGAGAAAGUUUCGCAUUGAUUUGUUCGGUGGAAGCUCAGUUAGCGACACUUUUGGGUUGGUAUCAGCGAGCUUGCGUUCCGGCGCAAUUUGUAGGAACUUAACGUUUUGUGGAGCUAAAAAACACUUCACUGGAGCAGUGACAAGCUUGAGAAAAAUCAUAAUUUUGGCAAACAUGGUUCAACUGCGAAUUUUUAUCCCGUAUGUUCUCGUCAUCGUUUUAAGCUUGACAGCCGUGUUCGCCCAGACAACUGCACCAGCUAAAGCAAACUGCGAGACGAAGAGCAACACGAGCUGCGAGGCGUGUCUGAAGGAUGUGUCGUGUCUGUGGUGCCGGACGACCCAGAAAUGCAUCAACUACCCCGUGAAGACCAUCCUGCCCCCCCACAGCCUGUGCCCGCUGAACGAGGCUCGGUGGGGGCUGUGCUGGGUGAACUUCCAGGCUUUGAUCAUUGCUAUGUCAGUGAUCGCUGGGGUGAUCAUCAUCGCCAUCCUCAUCUGCUGCUUCUGCUGCUGCAAGUGUGAGAAUGUCGGGUCACAGAGGGCCGAAGCCAAGAUGGACAAACAGGCUGACAAGAGGAAGGGUCGCCAGGAAGAGAGGAAAACUGAGAUGAAGAUGAGACACGAGGAAAUCAGGAAGAAAUAUGGGCUGUCGGGGGCAAACCCUUACUCCAAGUUCGAGAACAAUUAAGCAGGUCUCCCACCUGGAUUCCAAACACUCCUCUGCCUUCACACCGAAUAGGAAGAACAUCCAUCUCUGACACACCUCUGACCUUCAGAGCCACUCCACUGACCUUCAGAGCCUCUCCUGACCUUCAGAGCCUCUCCUCUGACCUUCAGAGCCUCUCCUCUGACCUUCAGAGCCUCUCCUCUGAAACUGCACACAUUGCAGGGCGACCACCAGUUCACCUGGGCAUCGAGUGAUGUGUAUCAAUGGGGCCCGUCGCAGGUUUAGAAGCUAAACCCCCUGACAGGAGCUUACAUGUACCCAUUCCAAUGAUUUGUGUGUAAGAUCGUAUUUUAUUUUAGGUCACUUCUUUUUCUCUUUAUUUUUUUUAAACUGACAAAUGAAAGUAAAUGUGUUGUGAAAUGAAACUGAAAUGAUUGUAUAGAAGAGGAAUGGGGAAGGCCAGAAACGUAAUGUGUGUUGUUCUGGAGCAGAGGUCAGACGUCAAGAUCUACUUCUCUAACCCUGUGUUUACUUUGUGAAGUAACAAAUGAUUAAUGCAGUUCCUUUCUUUUUUUCUUUUAUUUUUUGUAGACCAAAGACAUUGCUCACUCAGAACUGUGUCACUGUCUUAACACUGUGGUUAAAACACUGUCGAUUUGGUCAUUCCUGUUACUAAAAUAAAAUAUAAUUUGACCGAAAUAGUUCCAUUCCUGCUGGGCUGGUCUCCAUUAAUUUGCUCAAAUUUACUUAAACUUCAAAUAAUUUGCAGUGGUUUGAGUGUAACAUUACUGUAGUGUUGCCCUCACAAAUGUCAGCAGUGCAAUUGCUCAUCUUUAUGUCGUGUGUUAGUUGAAUGACUGUAUGUACAUAGGGGGAAUACGUUUAUCUCUCUACCUUGAACUCCAAAGGUUUUGUAAAACUCGCUGGUAAAUUUCUUGGGCACUGUUGAACUUUCAAGAUUUACUUGAGCCUUUUCACUCCUUGUAACUCAACUAGUACAGUGCAUGCUUUUAUUAUUUGUAUAUGCUACCCCUGACAAACUGUACAGGAAAAGUCGUCACCAUGUUUGGGUAUGCCGCAUGAAUGUGUAUGAGGAGAGCUGUGGACCAGGUGAAAGUCAUGUAAUGGAAUGUUUUUGUGUUUUGGUGCCCCCUUCCAAGUUGGUGUUUAAAACAACCCUUUUGGAAAGUAGUUGUAAACUCACCAGGAUAAAAAAAUUUUUUUUU
Anguilla rostrata (American eel) is the source of this 1894-nucleotide messenger RNA. RefSeq names its product PTTG1 interacting protein b (gene pttg1ipb). The transcript is spliced from 7 exons. Bases 174 to 689 code for a protein of 171 amino acids. Lineage: Eukaryota; Metazoa; Chordata; Actinopteri; Anguilliformes; Anguillidae. The record is from RefSeq and is a predicted model, not a curated record. Gene Ontology annotation, cellular component: cytoplasm; nucleus. Gene Ontology annotation, biological process: protein import into nucleus.